AAAUAACAGAAAAGAAAUCUGCAAUGAUGGCGCAAGUUAGUGCUAAAAAACAAACUGUUAUAAUUCUGGAACAAGAACUAGCAAGCACAAGAAAAAACGAUUACGUUUGUUAACAGAUGUAACUGAAAAAAAUGAAAGACUUUUCUAAAUUAAUCAAUGGAAUUGAAACAAUGUCACAAACAAAAUGUGAAUUAGAAGAGUCUUCUGAAAAUUUGAAGGAAAAGAUUGAAAUUCUGGAACGUGAACGAGCUGAAAUAAAUAACAAAAUAAAUAAUUUUGUUAAAGAAAUGGAGAGGGAACGCAAUUCAUACAAGCUUAAAUAUGAUGCAUUAAAUAAAGAAAUUGACAGUAUGAUAAAACAAUCCAGUUAUCAAUCCGAAACUAUAAAGUCGUUAGAAUUUGAGAUUGACAAAUGUAAUUUGCAUAAGAGUAAAUUGGAAAUUGAUGUAAUUACUAUUAUGAAGGAUUUUGAAUUUGCCAAGAAUGCCUUAAACGAAUUACAAAAUAAUUUCCAUUCGGAAACUAUUAAAAAUCUUAUGCCUGAUAUGCAGAAUGGACAUUGAGAUUAUUAAUAUUUUUUGUAAUUUUGACUUUUUCAUGUGUAUAUGUCUGUUUUGAUUCUGUUGUAUUUAAUAAAAGUUUAAAAGUAUGAUAGUCAUUUUUUGAAACUUUAUGCUUCGCUUAAUUUACUUUACUCUUAAUUAUUAAGUGUAGACUGUAAAAUGAGAAAUGUUAAACAUUAUUCUAGUGUUAUAAUUAUGCUGUUAUAUUAUUGCAUUUCAAAUUUCAAUUGUAAAAUUCUACAAAGAAAAAAUUAUAAUCUAUAAAUAGGAUAAUUAUUUAUUAAAUUUUUUGAAAAAUGUUAACAAUAUUUUUUAUAUAAUAAAAUAUACACAUUUUAAAAAUAUAGUAUAAA
Messenger RNA from Acyrthosiphon pisum (pea aphid), 916 nucleotides. RefSeq lists its product as uncharacterized. NCBI's taxonomy places the organism in Eukaryota, Metazoa, Arthropoda, Insecta, Hemiptera, Aphididae. The coding region runs from base 132 to 563 and encodes 143 amino acids. The record is from RefSeq and is a predicted model, not a curated record. The transcript is spliced from 4 exons.